This is a messenger RNA of Mauremys reevesii (Reeves's turtle), 1709 nucleotides long. Its product is annotated as butyrophilin subfamily 3 member A3-like. Gene Ontology annotation, molecular function: protein binding. The coding region runs from base 29 to 1585 and encodes 518 amino acids. The record is from RefSeq and is a predicted model, not a curated record. The transcript has 12 exons. NCBI's taxonomy places the organism in Eukaryota, Metazoa, Chordata, Testudines, Geoemydidae.
UAUUGGUGUUUUGAAUUUCUGCCCAGCAAUGGAUUCCUUCUUUCCGUGGAUGACAGCUAUUCACAUACUGACUUUUCUACAGACACCCUACUUGAUACGAGGGGACUAUAAAAUCAUUCACCCUGAAUCGCCUGUUAUUGGAUUACUUGGAGAAGACGUUACCCUCCCUUGCCAAAUGAUAGCCACAAGUAUCCCUGGGGAUAUCAUUCUCCAUUGGCGUCUGGUUCAACCCCAGGAAAAUAUAGAUGUGAGUUCUUAUAACAGAGGAAACAAAGAAGAAAAAGAGGAUGAGAGAUACUGGGGGCGAACAGAGUUCUUUCACCAUGAAAUGAACACAGGAAACAUGUCUCUAAAGCUGAAGAAUGUCCAGGUCUCUGAUGCAGGGAAUUACAUGUGUCGAGUGGUUUCUGAGAACUGGUAUGAUGAGGUGGUGAUUGAACUGCACGUGACAGCUAGGGGUGGUGAGUCUUCCAUUUACCUGGACAAUUAUGCAGGCCAGGGGAUAGGCCUCACCUGCAAGUCGGAAGGAUGGUUCCCUAAGCCCGAAGUGCUCUGGCUAGACAGUAAAGGACAUAACCGAACAGAAAAGCCGAUCACCAUCAACAUAAAGACACCUGCUGGAACCUACAUUAUUGAAAGUUGCAUUAACAUAGAACCAGGAUCAGACAACGAAGUCUCCUGCAAAAUAAUCAACAACAUGUUAAAGACAGCGAGCGAGUCCAGAGUCCUGAUUUCAGAUGUUAUCUUCCCAACCACCUCCCCUUGGAUGGCUGCUUUCCUGGUCAUUUUAUUUCUUAGCAUGGCCCUUAUUGCUGCUGUAAGCUAUAAACUGAAAAAGACUAAUGACACAACAUCUCGCUCAGUAACUGAGAAGAAAACAAUGGAAGAAGAAAAAGAACGUCUGCUCUCCACAUUAGAGGAAAACAAAAGGACAGACCAAAUAGCAAUUCAAGACAUACGAGAAAAUAUUGAUCGACUCUCAGAAGAGCUGGAAUUCAGAAGAGCUCAGAGCUAUGCAGUUCCCAUCACUCUGGAUCCGGAUUGCAAACACCCAGAACUCAAACUGUCAGAGGAUCAGAAAAGAGUCUGGCAAGAACCUGCAUCUCCUGAGCUGGAUGCAGCCUCCGGGGCCCUGCUCGUGGUGGGGAAGGAGGAGUUUAUGGCAGGGAGGCAGUACUGGGAGGUGGAGGUGGGGAAGAAACUGGACUGGGAGCUGGGGGUGCUUAGUCAUUCGGCGAGGGACAGAGUGAAAAGAGAGAAGGCAGAGAAACUCCCUGAGGAGGGAUAUUGGUCUCUGAAGAGAUCCCAGGGAGACUUUUUUUCAAGCAUAGAAAAUGCUAAGAUUGAAAAGAAGGAUAUUCCAUAUGAAGUGAUUGGUGUAUUUCUGGAUCAGGAAGAAGGAAGAAUCUCAUUUUAUGAUGCAAGACAUAUGUCCCUCAUCACCACUAUCCCUGCAGAGUUUACUAAUAAAAUUUUGUAUUACCCAUUCCUCAGUCCCAGGAACAACACAGGCGAGCAGAAACCACUAGCAAUCCUCCCCAUCAGAGCCCCUAUUCCUUUAAAGCCUCUGAGAAAGGAAAAAUGAGCUCUAGUUACGUUAGAGAAGUAAAAUUCAAAACAGACGGGAGAAGGGAAUGUAAAUAUGUGAAACACCAGAAACAGUAAAAUAAGAAAAGUAGAAACUGGUGAUAAAAUAAAACACAUAAAAC